This is a messenger RNA of Mobula hypostoma (lesser devil ray), 4645 nucleotides long. RefSeq names its product tonsoku-like protein. Gene Ontology annotation, molecular function: protein binding. Gene Ontology annotation, biological process: double-strand break repair via homologous recombination; replication fork processing. The record is from RefSeq and is a predicted model, not a curated record. Gene Ontology annotation, cellular component: nuclear replication fork. The transcript has 26 exons. The coding region runs from base 104 to 4042 and encodes 1312 amino acids. NCBI's taxonomy places the organism in Eukaryota, Metazoa, Chordata, Chondrichthyes, Myliobatiformes, Myliobatidae.
UCGCUCCCCGUCCUCACACCCGGGAGAUCGCUCCUCGUCCUCACACCCCUGCAUUCUUCCUCCCCGGAUUCCCCACAGCUUUGGGCUGGCGGACACAGAGGGUAUGGCCGAGGAUCCCGGGACCGUCGGGGAGAUACAGGAGCUACAGAGAGCCAAGGCCACCGCUCAGAGAGCAAACACGGCGAAGAGACUGGCCAGCAUCUGCCACCAGCUUGGGCAGAAAUUGAUGAAGACUGGUCAGUUCCAGGCUGCUAUUCAGGAGUACGAGCAGGAGCUGGAAGUGCUGGUGACUCGGAGUGAUGUGAUUGGCUGUGCCACCACCCAUCGUCUGAUUGGUGACUGUUACCUGGAGUUGAAGAGCUGUGAUUUAUCACUGAAGCACUACCAGCAGUACUUGCAAUUGGCCCAGUCGGUCGCCAGUCACGUCGAUGAACAGCGGGCGUGGAUGCAGAUUGGACGGGCGCAUAUGCUCAGGCCCCACAGCAGCCAAUCGGACGAGAGCCUGCAGGAGGCGUUGCGGGCGUUCGAGAGGAGCCAGAUGGUGCUGAGGGAGAAGCUGGAAGGUUCCGUCAGGCACAGGGUGUCGGCGCUGGAGCUGAAGAAGAUGCGGGUGGCUUUGUACCUGAACCUUGGCAUUGUGUACAACCUCCUCCAGAGGCGGGAGGACAGCCUCGAGGUCCUGCACUACUGCCUCUCCAUUGCCGAGAGCCAGAAUUUCUUCACGGAUCUGUACCGGGCAACCUACGUACUGGGAACAAUCCACCAGGACCAGGAACUGUACACACAGGCACUGAAAUACUAUCAAGCAGCGAGACAGUGGGCCCACAAGGCUGGCAUGCAGGGAGAGUCGGACACUGCGGUCAACCAGGGACAGGUCCACCUGACUCUGGGUGAGUUUGCUGCUGCCAGCCUGCAUCUGCAAAAGGCCCUUUCCCAGAACACCAUCCCCAGUGAUCAGAGGCACACAGUCAGGAAGCAGCUAAACAGAGCACUGAAGGGCGAGCGACUGCAGAGGGAGCUCCAGGCCGUACCAGAAAACCACUAUGACAGCCGUCUGCAUCUGUGUGAGGAGCUGGGGGACCUCUGCUGUUCCGUGCGAUGUUAUCAGAAGGGUGUGGAGUACUAUCAGGACCAGCUGGCCUGUGCACAGAGGCUGUGCUGUCCCGACAAGCAGAUGGCGGUGAUCCACUGGUCCCUGGCCCGCACAUAUGAUGACCUGAAGGAUUACGGACAGGCCCUCAAGCAUUACCAGAAGGAGCUGGAACUUCAGAAGGGCAACGAUCAGGAGGAGUGCAGGACAUUGCUGCAUAUGGUGGAGGUCCAGCAGAAGAUGGGGACAGACCAGACGGAAGUGGAGGGGAGCCUGCAGGCAGCCGUGUACCACGCAGAGAGAUCCAGGAAUUCCAGGCUGCAGCACAGGGUGCGGAAGGUUCUCAGGAAAAUGCAGCGACGACUGGAUCCUCUCUGGGAGCUGGAGUCGGGAGACAGCACCACUGAGACUGAGAGUGAGGAGAGCACAGACCUCGAGGAUGAGGAGCUCCCAGAACCACCUCCCACCCGCACUCCAACAGGGAAGAGGAACAAAGUCCUGGCAUGUGGGCCACAGAUGCCUCCCAGAAAUAUGAAAUGGAGGCGGAAUGCAAAGGGGGAGACGCCGCUGCAUAUCACCUGUAUCCGGGGCAACACCCAGAGGGCCAGGACCCUCAUCCAGCAGGGCCACCCACUGAAUGAGCGAGACAACGCUGGCUGGACGCCCCUGCAUGAGGCCUGUAACCAUGGCCGGCUAGAGAUCGUGACCCUGUUGCUGGAUAAUGGCGCGGCCAUCAACAGCGAGGAGGACAGGCAGUGCGGCGGGAUCACGGCCCUGCACGACGCCCUCAACACUGGACACCUGGACAUCGUGGAGCUUCUCGUCAACAGGGGAGCAGUGACCCAGGUCAAAGACAGUCAGGGCCACCUCCCACUCGAUUACCUGAAGGUGUGGUGGAACGGACUGAAGCACAAGCCGAGCUCGGAGCUGGAGCGCAGGUAUGAAGCCCUCCUGAGCAAGCUGGAUACCCCCAGGACACCAGAGGCUGACCUUAGGAUUGGCAUUUCCAAUGUAAGGUCUCUUCACCCAACCAUGUCCCAGGCUGCCGCUGCUCCCUCUGCGUUGCCCCCGUCCCAGUCCCCGCCUUUGGGGCCAGGCAGCUCGGGCUCCCGGAACGUGGCUGGCCGGGGGAGACGCAGCUCUGCUGUGCGCCAACCCCGCCCUGCCUCCCCAUUUUGCAACCUGGAUACGGACGAAGACGAAAGCCCUGAGCCUGGCCCCUCGCGGCAGGCGCAGGGUAUGCAGACUCGGAGGUCGAGGGCGGAUCGGGAUCCCAGCCUGGCCAAGAGCAGGGCGGUCCCCUCGAGGGGGAGGGCGAAGGCCAGGGGAGGCCUCACGGUCUUGGUGGAGUCACCCUUGCCCCGGAAACCGAAGGUUGCUCGUACAGAACCAGCGGAGAGGCAGCGGGACCCCAGCGGAACCCCGGAGGGGCUGCGGCUGAACCUUGACUCAACCCCGGAGGAUGAGUGGCUGGAGGUGGACCACAGCAAGGAAGGACAGGGAGAGCAGGGAGCCUUCUGUCCACCGGAGCCGAGCUCCCAGGUCAGCAGGAGGACUGCAACAGGCUUGCCCAGAGAGAAGACCAGCUCUUGCUGGCCAUCCACGGAUGGUGUGUUGAGCGAGAUCCCGGACAAUAACAGCAGGACCCCAGUGUCCCUCCACACACAGGCGGGAGCAGGCGGCGUGGGAGGCUGGUGCAGCCCCACCUUGCACCCUCUGAUUCGCGUCAGGGUCCGCGUCAAAGACAAGGUCUUCCUGGUGCCCGUGCCCCCGAGCCCUGCAGACUCUUCCACAGACACGCCAACAGUGGCAUGGCUGAGCAGCGAGGCGGCCGCCCGUUACAGCCAGGCCUGCGGCGAACGGCCACGUCUCUCCCUCAGCUGUGGUGGAGCCCUCCUCUCCCCCAGUGACCCACUCACACAGCUCCUUCAGGACAACGAGGAGGUGGAGGCUGAAGUUGAAUCCUGGGACAUUCCUCCCAUCUCCAUCCGGUACAAGAAUGCCUGCCACAGCCUGGGACUGGCUGAGGACCCAUCGAUCACGAAGAUCUUACAACUCCAGGAGGAGCAGCCCACAUUGGACCUGUGUGGCCUGUCACUGGGCGCUAAGCGCCUGACGCCUGUCCUGCGCGCCCUCCGGCGACACACCGCCGCCCACCAGCUCCGGCUCUCUGGCAACUGCAUCGCCGACUCCGCCGCCGAGGAGCUGCUGGGCAGCCUGCUCACCAUGCCCAACCUCAUCCUGCUGGACAUCUCCUCCAAUCAGAUCACAGCCCUGGGACUGAGGAAGCUCAGCGAGGGAGCUCAGCGACCUGGCAAACCACCCUUCCAGAGUCUGCAGGAACUGGACCUGAGCCUCAACCCCCUGGGGGAAGGCAGUUCACAGCCGCUGGCUUCGCUAAUCGCCGCCUGCCCCGUCCUCAGCACACUCAGACUCCGGGGCUGCAGUCUCACUGCCCGCUUCCUGCAGGACACGGGGCUCAACGGGGCUCUCAGGGGCUGCAACAGGUUGGAGUCCCUGGACCUUUCCAUGAACGCACUGGGAAGCCGCGGUCUGCAGCCGCUGCUCCACAGCAUCCGGCCCACGCUGCUGACCCGACUGGGUCUGGGCUCUGUGACCUCCCACACACAAGAGAGCCUCCUCCUCGAUCCACUCGUCACCUAUCUGAGUCAGGAUGGCUGCAUUCUGGCUCAUCUCAACCUCUCCAGCAAUGCCCUCAACAACGACAGCAUCAGGAAUCUUGCCAGGUGCCUACCCUCUCUCCCAUCGCUGGCAUCCCUGGACCUUUCCCAAAACCCUGGCAUCAGUCUGCCCGGUCUGCAGAUCCUUCUGGAUGCCCUGGACAAGGGGACAUCAUGCCUGGAUCUCCUGGAUUUGUCAGGGUGUGCCGUGCAGCAGGAGGACGGCAGCGAUGUUACGCAGAGGUGGUAUCUGAGGGACCUCCGACUGUGAGCAGCAGAUUCUCAAAAACAGAACUAGCACACGAUUCACUCCACAACCACGUGGGGUAAAGGGCUGGCACCGAGAGAGGCCGUUCAGCCUACAGACAGUAUUCUAUCACUGGACCGCAUCCUCAUCCACCUGCGGGACUGUGGGAGGGGAUUAACCUGCUCCGUGACCCAGUUCCUCACUCAGACUGUUCCGUUGAUAGAGGAGAGGGUGGAGUAAGGCACCCACAGCCGUUAUACCAGGGAUCAAAGUGCAGAAACAGGCCCUUCAGCCCACUACAUCCCUGCUAACCAUCAGAUAACCAUCCACACCAACUUCACCGUAAUACUAGGGGUUGCUGGGUUAAGGUGAGAGGGGAGAUGUCUACACAAAAGGCAAUUCAAAUGGUGUGUGGAACAAGCUGCCAGAGGAGGUGGUUGAGGGGCUACAAUUAUAAACACAACCACUCUCCCCUCGUAUCAGAUUUGUCCUUCUUCAGCCCUCUCCCUCUUCCACCUACCCCCUGCCAGCUCCUCACUUCACCUCCCUCCCCACCCACCUUCCCUUCCCCCUCCCCUGGUCUCCCCUACCCCCUGCUAGCUCCUCACCACCUCCCUCCCCACCCAC